Messenger RNA from Manis pentadactyla (Chinese pangolin), 2302 nucleotides. RefSeq names its product XK related 7 (gene XKR7). The record is from RefSeq and is a predicted model, not a curated record. The transcript has 3 exons. Lineage: Eukaryota; Metazoa; Chordata; Mammalia; Pholidota; Manidae. Gene Ontology annotation, cellular component: plasma membrane. Gene Ontology annotation, biological process: apoptotic process involved in development; phosphatidylserine exposure on apoptotic cell surface; engulfment of apoptotic cell. The coding region runs from base 1 to 1749 and encodes 582 amino acids.
AUGGCCGCGAAGUCGGAUGGAGCGGCGGCCGCAGCCGCGGCCGGCCCGGGGCCGGAGGGGGCAGCCGGCGGAGCCCGGGGCAGUGCGGGCGGGCGCGGAGAGGCGGCAGCGGCAGCCGAGGGUCCCGGAGAGACCGGGCCGGGCGGCUCGGGGCCGCGCUACGAGCUGCGGGACUGCUGCUGGGUGCUGUGUGCGCUGCUCGUGUUCUUCUCCGACGGCGCCACGGACCUGUGGCUGGCGGCCUCCUACUACCUGCAGGGUCAGCGCACCUAUUUCGGCCUCACGUUACUGUUCGUGCUCCUGCCCUCGCUAGUCGUGCAGCUGCUCAGCUUCCGCUGGUUUGUUUACGAUUACACAGAGCCCGCGGGGGCCCCGGGACCCGCCGUCAGCACGAAGGACAGCGGCGCCGGCGAGACCGCUGUCAGCACCAAGGACAGCGUCGUCGCCUUCCGGACCAAAGAAGGCAGCCCCGAGCUGAGCCCCCGCCCCGCGCCCUCCUCGGCCGGCGCCUACCGCCGCCGCUGCUGCCGCCUCUGCGUCUGGCUGCUGCAGACCCUCGUCCACCUCCUGCAGCUCGGCCAGGUCUGGAGGUACCUGCGCGCCAUGUACCUGGGGCUGCAGAGCCGCUGGCGCGGGGAGCGGCUGCGGCGCCACUUCUACUGGCGGAUGCUGUUCGAGAGCGCCGACGUGAGCAUGCUGCGCCUGCUGGAGACCUUCCUGCGCAGCGCGCCGCAGCUCGUGCUGCAGCUCAGCCUCCUGGUGCACCGCGGCGGCCAGCCCGACAUGCUGCCCGCCCUUUCCACCUCCGCCUCACUCCUGUCCCUGGCCUGGACACUGGCCUCCUACCAGAAGGUGCUGCGGGACUCGCGGGAUGACAAGCGGCCCCUGUCCUACAAAGGUGCCGUGGCCCAGGUGCUGUGGCACCUGUUCACCAUCGCAGCCCGCAGUCUGGCCUUUGCACUCUUUGCCAGCGUCUACAAGCUCUACUUUGGCAUCUUCAUUGUGGCCCACUGGUGUGUCAUGACCUUCUGGGUCAUCCAGGGCGAGACAGACUUCUGCAUGUCCAAGUGGGAAGAGAUCAUCUACAACAUGGUGGUGGGCAUCAUCUACAUCUUCUGCUGGUUCAAUGUCAAGGAGGGCCGCAGCCGCCGUCGCAUGACCCUCUACUACUGCAUUGUCCUGCUUGAGAAUGCCGCACUCACCGGCUUCUGGUACUCCAGCCGCAACUUCUCCACCGACUUCCGCUCGCUCAUCCUGGUCUGUGUGGUGGCCUCCAGCUUUGCGCUCGGCAUAUUCUUCAUGUGUGUCUACUACUGUCUUCUGCACCCCAAUGGGCCCAUGCUGGGUCCUCAGGCGCCUGGAUGUAUCUUCCCUAGGGCCCCGGAGCCCUGUGGCCCACCAGCUGAAGCUGUCACAAGUCCCCCAAGAUCCCUGCCAAGGACUACAGGAGCAGAGAGGGAUGGGGCCUCAGUGGGGGGCGAGCGUGCAGGGACCCCCACACCACCUGUCUUCCAGGUGCGGCCUGGCUUGCCUCCCACACCAGUGACCCGCACCUUGCGAACAGAGGGGCCUGUCAUUCGGAUUGACCUGCCUCGUAAGAAGUACCCUGCAUGGGAUGCUCAUUUUAUUGACCGCCGGCUCCGGAAGACCAUUCUGGCGCUGGAGUACUCCUCACCCACCACACCCCGGUUGCAGUACCGGAGCGUGGGGACCUCCCAGGAGCUGCUGGAGUAUGAGACCACAGUGUAGGCCACAGUCUACCCCAAAAAGGGGUAGGCUCAGCUGACCCACAUCAACCACAGUGUUGAGCCCAGAAUUUCAGGGCCACCAGGCUAAGGGAGAGCGGAUCUGUUGGUCCAAGGGUAGAGUGACCCCACCAUUGGGUUCUUUCAGGAUAGGGGGCAGCCUUGUGGAGGCCCCAGCCCUAGGCCCUGUUUUCAGCCCUGUGGCCAACUUCCUAAACUCUCCUGAACCGGGGCCCAGGGAAUCAACUGGUGCUAUAUUGCCACUUCCAUGGAGGCCUCCAUACCAUGUCUGGUGCCAGGGCCCCACACCCUCUCUCUCCCCUGCCUGGAGUUACCCACGCGUUGCCCCUUCUGGACCUGCUAGAACAAGGGCGCUGUGUAGGGUCCAUGACCUAGGCCCUAUGCUCCUUGUGGGUAUGGAGGGGGGCUGCCCCUCUGGUAAGAGGAGAUCUCUGAGAAGGAUGAAGGAGGCUGUGGAAGAUGUGAGGUGUGGUGAGAGCAUCUGGCAGACAAAGGUGUUGCACUUCCCAUGGAGUCUGAGGUCUGGAGCCUGGGCA